AUGGCAAAUUCUGAAGGACAAUCAAAUGCAGACACUCAAGCGAUAUCAAAUCCUCAAGUAACUGAAGAAAAUCCAGAUCAAUCUGGCUCGUUCAGUGGGGACAAGCAGGAGGAAUUAGAGAUAUUCUUGGAAAAAUGCGAGUUUGAGUUAGCAUGCGCACAUGACCAUGUACAGGCUCGACUACUCCAAGGAAUACAAGUUAGACUGACAGGGAAAGCCUGCCAGGCAGUCAAGUUUAAGGAAAUACAAUUUUGGGCUGAACUAAAGGAAGCGUUGAAAUCUGCAUUGGAACCGCAGAGGACGACUACAUAUCUAUUCUCAGAGUUGUAUUCAACAAGACAGAAAAUCGGGGAAGACGUAACAAACUACGCAAAUAGGAUUGAGCAACUCCAAACACUCAUAAUAGAACAAGAGACAAGUGGGCACAGUUGGGAGGUAGCUCAAGUGCUAGGAACAAGCAUCAAAAAGCAAAGCAUCCAAGUAUUCGUAGAGGGACUAGGACCUCUAAAAGACUUCAUUAAGGCAAGGAAUCCAUUAACGUUAGACAGGGCCAUACAAGCAGCAAGGGAAGAAGAACGGGUCAGAAAAACACAAUAA
Acyrthosiphon pisum (pea aphid) is the source of this 597-nucleotide messenger RNA. RefSeq lists its product as uncharacterized. Lineage: Eukaryota; Metazoa; Arthropoda; Insecta; Hemiptera; Aphididae. The record is from RefSeq and is a predicted model, not a curated record. The transcript has 2 exons. Bases 1 to 597 code for a protein of 198 amino acids.